AUGCCAUCUUCGCCGUCCGUUAAUUCGAGUCCGUCGAAGUCCCAAAGCCCUUCACAACGCCCAUCCCCUCCUCAAGACCUGCCAGAGCUCGAAGACCUCCACGGCAAUCCGUUGGAUCGACCCUUUAUACUGAUUCCGGUUCUUGUCAUAUUUAGCAGCGCAAGCGAUACAACGUCGAUAAAAACAGACAUAUGCGCAUAUAGAUUUGAGAAUGGUAGAAGAUACCACGCAUAUAAGGAUGGUGCCUAUUGGGGGCCAAACGAUGAUCGGCAAAACGAGCAACUCGAUAUUGCACAUCAUAUGUUUUCGCUUUUAUUAAACGGAAAACUUCUCCUUGCACCAAUCGAUGAGAAUAUACAGACUGUCCUUGAUCUUGGAACUGGUACAGGAAUAGUAUGUGUGUCCAGUGACUUCGCCGACGAAUACCCCUCCGCCGAGGUUAUUGGAACCGACCUAUCUCCAAUUCAGCCCGCCUUUGUCCCACCGAAUCUCCGGUUCGAAAUUGAUGAUGCCAGCGAAGAUUGGACAUUUCCAGAAAACCAUUUCGAUUUGAUACAUAUUCGCGCCCUUUAUGGUGCGAUAUCAGACUGGCCAAAACUUUACUCCCAAGCUCUUAGGCAUUUAAGACCUGGCGCAUGGUUUGAUCAGAUAGAGAUGUCCAUCGAAUUCCGAUCGGACGAUGGAACCGUUACUGAAGAUCAUGUGCUUGCGGUAUGGUCGCGGACAUUUAUCGAAGCUGGUGAAAGGAUUGGCAAGACCUUCCGUAUCGCAGAUCUGGCUAAAAAAUAUAUGGACGAUGCCGGCUUCGAAAACGUUGUGGAGACGAGAUUGAAACUCCCUGUGGGAGGCUGGGGAAAAGACAAACAGAUUAAACGGCUAGGCCAGUGGAAUCUCCUUCAUUGCGAAGAGGGCAUCGAAGGCUGGGCCAUGGCCUUACUCACCAGAGUCAUGCAGUGGACUUAUGAAGAUGUCCAAAUUUUUCUAGCUAAAAUGCGGGCCGGGCUUCGCGACCCGAAGACCCAUGCAUACUUCUAUGUGUAA
Nannizzia gypsea CBS 118893 is the source of this 1041-nucleotide messenger RNA. Its product is annotated as UMTA. Gene Ontology annotation, molecular function: methyltransferase activity. Lineage: Eukaryota; Fungi; Ascomycota; Eurotiomycetes; Onygenales; Arthrodermataceae. The transcript is spliced from 8 exons. The coding region runs from base 1 to 1041 and encodes 346 amino acids. The record is from RefSeq and is a predicted model, not a curated record.